This is a messenger RNA of Pygocentrus nattereri (red-bellied piranha), 3575 nucleotides long. RefSeq lists its product as uncharacterized. The transcript has 8 exons. Bases 2336 to 3427 code for a protein of 363 amino acids. The record is from RefSeq and is a predicted model, not a curated record. NCBI's taxonomy places the organism in Eukaryota, Metazoa, Chordata, Actinopteri, Characiformes, Serrasalmidae.
CACAUUUAAACAGACACACUCCAAUAUUGUGUGGAAAGCCUUCUUAGAAGUAUGGAGGCUGUUACUGCCCCAAAAGAGGGCCCAAUUCUAUUUUGAUGGCCAUGGUUUUGGAAGGGGACGCUCAACAACCAACCCGGUCUCACUCCCUAUGCGUAUGAAAUCGUACGCAAAACUAAACACUGGGAUGCGUACUCAUGCGUACGCAGAGAGCUGCGUACAAAUGUUACGCCGCUAUCAAAUACAUGUAAAUACUCGCCGAUUCCCGACAAAUCGAUCCCUAGGCUAUAUUUAGGUGUCCAAACUGAUCGUAGUAUCUACUCUGUACAGUAUAUUAACGCAAACGCUAAAAAAAGAUGAGACAUUUGACGUUUUACGAGUUGAGAGAGAGAGAGACAUAGAGAGAGAUGCACUUACUGAGCGAAUGCCUAGAAUACAGUGGGAUUCGGUCAGAAUUCUUCACUAAAAAGACCAACAUAAUCGCUUUAUUAAAACCCUUCCUGAGCAAUGAUGUCUGAGGUAAAUAUAAGCGUGCUAUACACUGGAGCACAGUAUGUUCAGGCCUGCCACAGAGUAAGGGACGGAGAUACACACCAAUGAGCACACACGUUAUUAUUAAUUAAUAAUAAUAAUAGUAUUAAUAUUAGUAAUUAAUAUAUUAUUCAUAAUUCUGUUAUUAAUUAAUAAACUAUGAGAGUUUAAUAGUUUCAUAGUUUAGGGUUUGUUCGGUUUGUUUUUGGCUACUUUUUUCUGAUGUGUGGAGACAAACGUAAUUUUCACCUAAACGUAUUCCUUCUUUUAUUCUCUGUUUCUGGUUCUUCUCAGGUUCUGAUAUGCCUAAAUGAACUGAUUAGUAUCCAAGCUCAAAUAAUGAUGGAUUUUACAUCUUCAGAAGUGAUGUGCGAGGUUGCCAAUUUAACAAAGGAAUUUACUUUUAGUCAUUCUUGUUCGUUUUAGUUAACCUCACUUGUAACAGGAAUUCAUUCAUAAUAGACCACGUAUGGAAACAUCCCAAUAUAUGUAUGUAUUUAGUUAACAAGAAUGUGCUCAGACAAAGACUCUUACUGUGAAGUUCUGGUUGCAUUGGUAAGGUUGCUAUCCAAUUUGAGCGCGAUUGCGACCAUCGAUAUCAAGGUUUUGAAGCAAAGAUCGUUUAAGGGAGGGUCUAAGUUAGGGCACUACAUUUCAUACAGCCUCAUUUAUGAAAGCUAAUGCAUUGAAGUGAAAGUGAGCGCCCCCCAUCUUUCGGACUGUGUGCACUUCCGCCCGAUCCUCUGGCCCCGGAACCACAGCUCGCUUUUCCCUCCACACGGUGAGUGUGUAAGCAGUCCGGUGCUUAACUUGACUUCGUUUUAAUAACAGACACAUGCAAUUCUGAAUACAUUAACAGUUUUUUUUCAUUAAUAUAAACUUAAAUAAAAUGCAAUAUUAAGUAGGAGCUCGGUUUAACAUCCCAAGAGUAUAAGACAAAUGUGCACAGUCUGGUCAUGCUGCUAGCUAAACUAGUAAACUAGCUUAGAUUAGCUAGCAUGCCUUUAAUAAACUUGAGAUUUUAAUCACUCUUCCUUUUGUAAGUAUCGCAAUUUCUAUAAAGUUAUGUUGCCCUGUGCACCAUGUAGUAGUUUACUUUUGACAUGCUAAGAAUGCGUGUCGGUGUUUAACAGGUGAAAAUGUUCUUUGCUAGCUAGCAUUAGAGCUGGCCUAAUUAGAGCAUGUGCCUAAUAUGUAUACCUAAAUAAUCCACAGGUCUACACUAACAUUACUCAAACUGUAUGUCCAUUAAUGAAUGAUAUAGAAAUGACAUUACAGCUAGAGCUGGUUGAUAUGUGAAUUGUGAAAACAUGAGUAAGAAGUUUUCAUGAUACGUGGUAGUAUUUAAUAAAUGAGUUAAAAUAUUUUCAGAGUAUAAACGCACAAUGAUAUUUUUUUAAACAUUUCACACACUGUGCUCUACCAAAUCUAGUUGGAGAGGCCUAAUUACUUUUAUUACUGACAGUAUCUGCAAUAUGCUCCGAAAAAUUAUAUGGUAACAUUAAAUGUUUUGACAUCUAUUUUUUUCUUUUCACAGACCUUUCAGAUCCCUCCUCACAUCCAUCUAUCUCUCUAUCCUUUAUAGCGACCCAACGACACUUUUAAGAGCCACUCGUCUGUCUGUCUAUCCAUACAUCCGUUUAUAAUCUGAUUAUAGAUAAUCAAUUUGUCUAUCUACCUAUCUGUUUGUCUAUCUAUAUAUCUAUCUGUCUAUCUCUCUAUCUACUUACCUACCUACCUCUCUGUCGUUCUACCUUUUUGGCUUUCUUUCUGGCUGUUCAUCUGUCUGUCUGGCUGACUGGAUACCAUGCCAGGUUCAACCCAAAAGACCUGCCAGUCAUGCAAGGCACAAAUAAAUGUUGGCUGUAAACACUGCAAGCUGUGUGGGGCUUCUCAGCCCCAGAAAGUGAAAUUGCAGCAGGCCAAAGACAAAGCAUCAAAGGAAUGGGCCCAAAAAAUGUUGAAUGGAAGAAACACCUCAAAGCUGAUAAAUUCCACCAAUCUUCUACUCCACAAGUUUCACAUGUUGGGUUAUUACCCCCUUCUUCUUCUUGGGAGGAGGAAGACGAGGCAGGCCACAAAUUUUAGGGCAGAUGUUUUUUAUCCUCAGCAGUUUUCUUCAGAAAUGGAGAGGACAUCAAUUUCUACAAUUCGUUUGCUGUAUGAAGGUCUUCUAAAAGUGGCUCUUAAUCCAGAAGCCAACCCCAACUCUUCAAAUGCUCCUGAGACCAACACCAGCUCUGCCCAUACUCCUGAGACCAACACCAGCUUUUCACAUGCUCCUGAGACCAACUUCAGCUGUUCAGAUGGUCCUACAGAGAACCCCAGCUCUUCAGUUGCUCCCCUUCAUACUGAACCUACAUACACCUUAAUUCUUACUCCUGUUACAUCUGAAAAGGAAAAUUCCACAGUGGUUCUUAAUCUGGAAGUCAACCCCGGCUCUUCAGAUGAUCCUGAGACCAGCCCCAUCUGUUCAGAUGCUCCUGAGACCAGCCCCUUCUCUUCAGAUGGUCCUGAGGCUAGCCCCAGCUUUUCAGCUCCUCCUGAGCCCCGCAGCAGCUCUUUAGAUGAACUCAAUCCAAUUCUCUCCCCUGUUACAUCUGGAAAUGGGAAUUCCACAGACAAGUACCCCUGCAAGAAAAGAACACAAGAAGUAACACCAAAUGUGUCCAGCUCGACAUUUAAUCGUACUUUUCCCUGCAAGAAAAGAAGAAUAAAGAUCAACCCAAGUGAAUGCCCUGUCCACACUAUGGCUGACACCUACCCAGUCCAAAAAAUUUUAUCACAGAGGGUAUCAAAAGAGGGCACAAAAGAGGUCAAAGUCCGUUGGCAGCAGUGUUCUGGGUGUGGCAUCAAGUGGAAAGACACAUGGGAGCCUUUCAACGAGAUAUUCCCGUAGUAAUGAUUUGAAAUAAUACUCUAAAUUAUUCAUUUUGGAAUUUUGAUGUUUAGCAUAACUAUUUCUAGGUGAUGUGUUAUUUAUUCAUCAUUACCCUUGUCAUUCAUAAGGUUAUUAUUGUUCAAUAAAGAUAUUGUGCAACAUCUUA